AUGCCGUCAAGCCGUUCGUCCUCUCUGGAAACUCCGCCGAGACCAAAUUCAGGCGAAGAAAAAGAGGGAAGCGAGGAGGUUCGAUUAACCGUGUUCCGAAUAAGUAAAACGCAUUUAUUUCAGUCUGGCACUCCGGAAACGAACACUGAGAAGUCCGGAAGCAGUGCGACCACGUCGAAAGAGUAUCGUGAGCCAGGGGGAACGGUAAUUUUUGAAUUUUGUUCCACAUCAUUUCUUAAUGCUGUUUUCAGCCUGAAACUCGCACUCAAAAUAACGAAGCCGAUGAGCAGCCAGCGACGCCAUCAGAAGACAGAUUCCGAGAAGCGUCUCCGGAUGAAAGACCAGAAGAAAAGCGGUGAGAAUUUUCACAUUUAAUCGCUUCCGUUCAAUGAUUAUUUUCAGCUCAGCCUCGCCAUUCCGAGAGCCAGAAAAAUCUCCAGUCCGAGAAAAAUCGUCGAGUUCGGCUCCUCCAAAAGUUGCCGCAGAGCAGAAGAAAGAGAAGAAUGAUCCAAAGGAUAUCUUGAGAACGAGAACGGGAGGAGCGUAUAUUCCCCCGGCCAAGCUGCGGCUCAUGCAGCUGGCAAUCACUGACAAGUCAAGUGAAGAGUAUCAGCGAUUGAACUGGGAACGAAUGAAGAAAAAAAUUCACGGAUUGGUGAACAGAGUCAACGUCAAAAAUAUUGUUCAAAUCGUCAGAGAACUUCUGCAGGAGAACGUAAUCAGAUCGAAGUAAGCUGCCGUAUUCGUUUUAGUUUAUCGAAAAUUCAUUUCCAGGGGAGUUCUGUGCCGUGACAUUAUCCAGGCUCAAGAAUUUUCGCCAGGAUUCUCGAACGUCUAA
Caenorhabditis sp. 36 PRJEB53466 is the source of this 838-nucleotide messenger RNA. NCBI's taxonomy places the organism in Eukaryota, Metazoa, Nematoda, Chromadorea, Rhabditida, Rhabditidae. The record is from the annotation of a GenBank genome assembly.